GAGUUGAUGAAAAAUAUUCCUAGUGAUGAUGUUGACAGAGGUUUAUAUGAGAAUAGUAGAUCUAAUAUCUUAGCUUCUCAGUCUGAAAAACGGUUAUCUAAUAAAUCUGUUGAGAGUUCCAAAUCUGCAUGUGCAUAUAAUCGCUCUUACAUGGAGAUAGCCCUAGUUGCACCAACGAUCGAAUCCAGACGUGGUGCUCCAUUACUAAAGCAUCUCCAUCUUAAACAAUCGGAAGAGGAAACAAUGGCCAAAUAUGUGGCUAUGUUGGAAUUUUGCAAAGAUUUGGAAAAAAUGAGGAUACUGAUCGAUUUAGUACACAGGCGUGAGAAAGAAAAGUUGAAGCGAGAUAGAUUGCAG
This is a messenger RNA of Racocetra persica, 357 nucleotides long. NCBI's taxonomy places the organism in Eukaryota, Fungi, Glomeromycota, Glomeromycetes, Diversisporales, Gigasporaceae. The record is from the annotation of a GenBank genome assembly.